AUGGCCCAACCACAGAAAUUGAUGGAGAUAACUGAGCUGAAGGUGGGAUGCUGGGAAGCGUCAGUCAAGGUGAGUAUGACAAAUCCAAUCUCGUUAUACAACGAAUCGGACAAAAACAGAACACUUGAUAGAGCCGGUAGUACUUCGUUUUUUGGAGAGUCAAUUUAGGGAGACAAAAUUUAAGACCGGAUUCAAAUUCGAGACACUGUUUUGAAAAAAGUCAUUGAUUUCGAAGAGGUUUACAAGCUGUAAUUGAGAUAUUGUCUGAGAUUUGUCGAUGAAACAUUGGAGUUAAGGAGUGAUGAUUAGAUAAAAACGUUUCUUUCGCAAUUUUUGAUUUUGCCAGAGUGCUCACCUUUGGCCUGUUGCACCUACUACUGCAAACGUACCUCAAAUUUAUGCUAGUAAAAUAUCGAGAAAAAAUCCGAGAGAAUAUGACCGUUUAAUGAUAAAAACUCGAUCUAAAACUCAAAGUUUCAGACUCUGCUGAUCCGAGUGGGACUGAUCGGCUGCUCGUUGGCCCUAUUCUCCGUAGCCGACCUAUUGAUCCGCGGAGAAUGGGCUUCAUUGGGUGGGAACACAGUCUACGCCAUCUUCUGCCUUCUUCUUAUUUAUGCAGCAUGCUCUGAUAACCUGAUGUUAUUAUGGCCAUUUAUUAUUUACAAUGUAGGUUGAUACAGUAACUGAACAAUUUAUUCAAAUUGCAGGCCAUUUUAAUUCUGAUGAAUAUAAUCGCUGCCAUGUUUUUCAUGGGGAUCUACAUGAUCGCCAAGUUUACCCCGGACGACAGACACGAAAAGACGGGAGAUGAGAAAGUUGAGCCCAUCUUUUUAUUAAUCAUUGUCAUUUUUUUAUUCAUCUGCGCAUUUCUGAAUGUAUUUUUCGAAUACGUUGUUGUGAAAUGUUACAGGACCUUAAGACAUGCCAUGGAUCCAGUGGCAUACCCAUAG
Messenger RNA from Bursaphelenchus xylophilus (pine wood nematode), 950 nucleotides. The record is from the annotation of a GenBank genome assembly. Lineage: Eukaryota; Metazoa; Nematoda; Chromadorea; Rhabditida; Aphelenchoididae.